This is a messenger RNA of Peronospora matthiolae, 1002 nucleotides long. The record is from the annotation of a GenBank genome assembly. NCBI's taxonomy places the organism in Eukaryota, Oomycota, Peronosporomycetes, Peronosporales, Peronosporaceae.
AUGGCGACACCCAACGUGUUGGAACAAGAGAUUGAGGCGAGUGUCUCGUUGUUGCAUAUGCGACAUCCAUCCGGUACCGUCGUCAACCCUAUGCUCACAAAAGACCUCCAUGCUGGUGGUGAGAAUCGAGACGCUUUGCACGCUUCACUGUUGAAAGUAGUGGCGACCCAAGCUUCCAACCAGUCGUCGCUGCGGCAAAAGAUCUACGUGCACAAGAAGAGUGCCACACGGCUCACGGCGUUGUCAAGGGAGCUCACGCUCGAGGAGCUGCGCCCGCACUUUGGUCAACCGAUUGUGGAAGUGGCACGGGAAUUCGGUAUCUGCACGACGUUCCUCAAGAAGUUGUGCCGCCAAUGCGGUAUCAAGCGCUGGCCACAUCGUCAAAUCCGAUCGUUGAACCGUACGAUUCAGAUGCUGGAACAAGUGGAGUCGGCGACGACGAGUCCAGAGGAGAAGGCCACGUAUGCGGCGCAGAUUCAGCAGCACAAGGACAAGCAGCGUGCAGUGAUGGAAGACCCUGAUGUUACCGGUGGGUUGAAGAGAAUGAAGAAACCUGGUACGUCUAAGAGUGCUACUGAGAUCACUUCAGCACGUGCUGGUCGGGACAAGGAGUCGUUGCAGUCCGGGGCGAUGAUGCUGGACGGCGAUGCCAAGAACUUGUUGGCUCUUGCUGUUGCAGUGGACGCCGUGUCGAGUUGUAUCGGGAGCAAUGGAGCUGGCUUAAAGAAGGCAAAAAUGAAUCAAGAGGGAGCUACACCGUGGUCAUCAUCGCUCGGUGUACGCAUUUCCUCCCCGGAUAUGUCGAUGACACCCGUAGUGUCCUCGCUGACGACGCCAUUGCAAGCGGCUGCUGUAGUUGCAAGUCGGUCUCUGAAGUCGCUCAAAAUGUCUCCAACGAAUCGAGUUGCGAUGGUGAAGCAUGAUCCUGAUACUGGGAAUCGACUCGGCAGCUUUUCCAUCGCUCGUUUGCAGCCUCAGCACUUUUGUAUGGAAAAGCGUUGA